Asparagus officinalis (garden asparagus) is the source of this 2792-nucleotide messenger RNA. Its product is annotated as DNA-directed RNA polymerase III subunit RPC8-like. The coding region runs from base 2117 to 2578 and encodes 153 amino acids. The transcript is spliced from 9 exons. The record is from RefSeq and is a predicted model, not a curated record. Gene Ontology annotation, biological process: DNA-templated transcription; transcription initiation at RNA polymerase III promoter. Gene Ontology annotation, cellular component: RNA polymerase III complex. NCBI's taxonomy places the organism in Eukaryota, Viridiplantae, Streptophyta, Magnoliopsida, Asparagales, Asparagaceae.
UUCCUAUCUUCGCCACGCCUCCUAUUCUUCGCCGCCGCCUCCUCCUCCUUCCCCACAACACUAAAACACGGUCACUGCGCCUCCUCCUCAUCCUCUUCUCCGCCUCCACCUCUUCUCCGCCGCCACCUCUUCGCCGGCUCCUCUUCUUCGCCGUCGCCUUCUCCUCGAGCUAAUCACUGCACUUCCUCCUCGAGCCAACUCCUCGGCUCCUCCUCUUCGCCGCCUGUUCCUCUUCAUCGCCAGCCCUCCCCUUCUCUUUUUCAAGAUUUUGCUCAUUGUUAUGUACUUUGCUGGAGUUAAAUUUUCAAAGCAACGGAACUUGUAGGGUUGUUUUAUUAAAUGUUUGAUUUGCACGUAUGCUUGCAAGUUAGUGGAGAUCUCCUCCGCGCAAAAUUAUUGCAAAAGUUACAAUCGUAGUUGUAUUUGUAAAGGAUAGUUACAGUUGCAAUUUCCUUAUUUCCCUUUAAUGUUUGCUCAGCAUUGAGAAACUAUGUAAAUGUAUCUCAUUUGUCUGUGGAGAAAGCAGAGAAUCAAGUUAUUGUUGUCUUUUUAUUUCCCCUCAUAUUUACACACUAAAUGUAUGUAUUUUUUUUUUAAAAACCUCCAAAUCAUAGUAAUUGUAAUUACCUUCAAUUUUAUCCCUCAUUCUGAAUUGACGAAAAUAAAAUUGAAAUAUUCUGUUAAAAUGACCAAAAUAUUCUUACUUAAACUAAUUCAAUUCAAUUCAAUUAAUAUUAUUCAUGGUUUGAAAUAGUUGAAUUCCAAUGCUAUUAAGACAAGAGAAGAGAAUGAGAAAAAUAAUCUUUUUAAAAUAAUAUUUAUUUUUUUAUACAAAUAUUGUAGUGAGGUGUAAAUUGAGAAUGAUUUGCAAUUUGAAGUGUAGAAAGCAAUUAUGAGGAAUUGAUGAUGUAAAAGAUUUAUUUUAAAAUAAGCUAUGAUUUAGGGAAAUGGUUGCGGAAAAAACAUCAAAACAACAUGGGUUAUUCAGAUAUUAGCCCCUCACAUCUUUCAAUAAUUUCAUAAUGCUAAGGGGUCUUGAAAUUUAGUCCCUCAAGGACAAACAUACCCCUUACUUAUGAUUUUUCUCUUAAAAUACAUCUUGUUAGAAAAGGUUAUUUACACUUUGAUACUUUAAAGUUUUACAUCUUUCUAACUUUUAGUACCCUGAAGUUUUUCUAACACUUUGCUACUUCAAAGACUUUUUUUCUAGCACUUUUGUUAUGGUGAAGUUUACAAUCUUUUCUUUUACUUGGACACAUAAAUGUUUUCUUCUGACACUUCUGUUAUGAUGAAGUUUAUACCUUUCUAAGUUUGAUAUCCCUUAAAGUUUUGUUUUUGAUAUUUUAAUCCCCAAACUUUAGGGUAUCUAAGUAAAAAAGUGUAAACUUUAAGGUAUCGAAGUAAAAAAUGUAGAAUCUUUGGGGAUGAAAGAAAAAAAAUUGUAAAACUUAGGGGCGUCAAAAGUGUAAAAAAAAAAACAUUGGGGGUAUCUAAGUUGAAAAAGGUGCAGACUUUAGAAUGUCAAAUUGUACAUAAUCCUUAAAUAAACAAUAGAUGAGGGUUUGUUGGUCACUGAAGGACCAAAUUGCAAGACCCCUAGGAUUUGAGGGACUAGCAAGCACUCUCAUAGAUUUGAGGGACUAGUAUGGAAUUAUUAAAGACUUGAGAGACCAAUAUCUAUAUAACCAAAAGAAAAUUGGGAUUGCGAUAAUGGUCCCCUAAUCUUCAAUAUCUUGUAGUUAUUCCCUCAAAUCGUUGAAACUGCUAUUAGGGAUCUGUUUGGAAGGACUGACAUACUUUAGGGACCUAUUAGCAAUUUUAAUGAUUUGAGGAACUAAUUUAAAAUAUUGAAGUUUAAGGGAACAAAAUUUCCUCACCCGCUCCCACGUCUCCUCUGUCUUUUACCGUCUCUCUUCAAACUCAAACACAAACCCUAAAAGACCCUAAACCCCAACUUAAAACCAAAAGAAUCCAAACCCUAAAUCCAAUUGAAAUCCAAAACCCACCAUCUUCUUCUCCUCUCUUCAGCUUGACGCCCUCUCUACCUUUGAUACAGCAAACCCUAGCAAAAAUCCCAAUUACAAUCGAAAAAUUCUCUCUCUGAACUCAAGGUAUAAUGUUUUAUCUAAGCAAGAUUGAGCAUACAAUUCCUCUGCCUCCGCAUUUGCUGAGCCGUCCUCUUGUCGGUGCAAUCAAGGAGCAACUUGAGAAGUUGUUUUUGGACAAGGUGGCUUCGUAUAUCCGGGGCAUGGCUGUCCUACAUAUAAGGUUAUAUUUAGAUCAGUUAUGUUCAGACCAUUUGUUGGGGAGAUUCUUACAGGAAAGAUUGAGGAAUCUGGCGCUAAUGGUUUGCGUUCAUCCGUGCCAGCUGGGACCAGAUGACAUAUGGACAUGGACAUACGACUCCUCAGAACUCCCAUUGGAUCUUGAAGAGAAGAUAAGGUUUCGAAUAAAAAGUAUUAAAUACCCGCCUCUCCCGAUUGAACAGGAUGCUGAUGCAAAGCCUUUCGCUCCGAUGGAGAUUACUGCGGAAAUCUGUGCAGAUGGAUUAGGCCUGGUUUCUUGGUGGGAAGAAUAGUUGAACAUAAUUGAGCUAUAAUUGAACAAACAAGUGAAGAUAAAAGAGAGUUAUGUGUUCAUGUAACUGGAUCACGUGCAUUUUACUUGUAUGUUUGUCAAAUUUAUAAGUCCAAAGGACUCCGUUUCUUUUGCUACUUUCAGUUACUAGGUGUGAAUUAUAUGUGUUUUUAUUUGUACUUUUCUAUAAAACUUGAACUUUUGGCUUUAAACAA